Molecule: messenger RNA, 598 nt
Organism: Pongo pygmaeus (Bornean orangutan)
Lineage: Eukaryota; Metazoa; Chordata; Mammalia; Primates; Hominidae
Exons: 3
Coding region: 163-501 (112 amino acids)
Source: RefSeq, a predicted model, not a curated record
ACCAGGGGUAUAGAUACACAAAUAUCAUAGACGCAGAAGUUACAUAUGCUUUAAGAGUUAAUGAUUUAAAAAUAACCUAAUAAUAUGCAUGCUAAAUUUGUAAAUAAUUGAAAUGAGUCACUUUCUUCUGGUAACACCUUCCUGGGGUAUGUUCUUCACUAAAUGUUUUUGUUAUCUUGCUUAACUUUUUCUAUUCAUUUGUUAAAAUAUUAUGUGACCUACGAAAGGUUUUUAGCUUCAAGAGCCACCAUGCUGACAAGUAAGCACUUUCAUUACCAAUACUUCUUUCAGGCUAUUCCGUUCCAAGAUGACCAAAUAGGAACAGCUUUGGUCUGGAGCUCCCAGCGUGCCCGACACAGAAGACGGGUGAUUUCUGCAUUUUCACUGAGUUAUUCCUUUGUAGUUGUGAUCCAACACGGAUGUGGUGUGGUUGUGUCAGUGACUGCAGGUAGUCUGUGGAGCAUUACACAGUUCUUUACGGAAACAGCAGCUGCUUUGUGACCAGGACCACUAACAGCAGAAGGCACCUCACUUACCAUGGUAAAAAGCAGUUUAGAAAAAUCUCAAAAACAAAAUAAAUGUUUAUUGGAGACUCAAA